AUGAAUAGAGGAAAUAAAAGAUUUAGAAACGGUCUUACUGACUCAGAAAGUGACGAGAAUUGUGGAAAUGAAAAUAAUUUUAAUCGACGUAAAAGAAGAAUAGUUGUAAUAUAUAGCAGCUCUGAAUCAGAAACAGAAUUGCCCCAAGAGGUUGAUGACACGAACCGUGAAGUAAAAUGGUCAAACAAUCAUUUUGUACCAAAAAUUCAUCGAUUCAAUUCAAAACACUCGGGAAUCUCCAAUCAAAUACGCCUGUCAUCUCAAAUCAUUGAUUAUUUCCAAUUAUUUAUAUCUGACGAGUUAGUAGACAUAAUCGUAGAAGAGUCGAACUAUUAUUUGGCCCAGCAAACCAAUAACAAUAAUCAAGAACCAAUGACGCGAAAUGAGUUGUAUUGUUUUUUGGCCACGUCGUUAUUGAUGACGCGAAAUAAAAAACUAUCACUUAAGGAGUACUGGAGCACGGACGAUUUUCUACGUAGCGAUAUUUUUGGGAAAAUAAUGAUUAGAGAUCGUUACUUCCUGCUACUCAGAAUUUUACAUUUCUCCCAUGAACCCGGAUGCACUGGCGACCGCCUUAUAAAAAUAAGAAGAAUAGUUGACAUACUGCGACACUCGUUCAGUGCGGCAUUUGUGCCUUAUCAAGAACUUUGCAUAGACGAAAGCUUACUUCUAUACAAAGGCCGCCUAUCUUUCAGACAGUAUAUUCCAAAGAAAAGGAAUCGGUUCGGGAUAAAGUCCUUUAUUCUUUGCGAUUGCAAAACCGGAUUCGUGCAGGACAUCAUCAUUUAUACUGGAGCAUCUACAGUUGCGGAUAGUCCAGUCAAGGGCAUUGGAAAGUCUGGAGCAAUCGUCUUACAACUAUUGAAGACAUACUUAGGAAAGGGCCAUACCCUUUACGUGGAUAAUUUUUACUCCAGUCCCUCAUUAUUUAAUCUAUUAUUCGCCAAUCGCACAAAUGCAUACGGGACAGUGACAAAAAGACGACAAGGAAUGCCCAAGAUCGAAAAUAAAUUGAAAAGGGGAGAGAUGUCUUUUCGUAGCUCGGAAAGUCUAUUGGUUUUAAAAUGGAUGGACAAGAGAGAAGUAUACAUGAUCUCGACUAUGCAUACAGCAGAUUUUAUGACAGUAACCAGACAUAGAGGCGGACAGAGUGUACAAAAGCCUGUAUGUGUUGUAGAUUAUAAUAAUUCCAUGGGUAUAGUAGAUAAAGUGGAUAUGGUGAUAAGUAGUGUAAAUUCAACUCGAAAAACUUUAAAAUGGUACCGGAAAUUUUUUUUUCACCUAAUUGAUAUUUGUGUAUGGAAUGCAUAUUGCCUUUAUAAACAUAAAAAGAAGGCAACCAUAUCUAUGGCGAAUUUCCAUUUGCAAUUGAUCAAACAAAUAUGCGAUAAAUACCAUAAAGAUUAUAUCAACCAGCCAGUAAGAAAAAAUGAUUACCCAAUGAGAUUAACAGAAAGACACUUUCCAUCAUUGUUUGUGUCGAAAAAAAAGAACCGGAGCCGACGGUGUGUUGUAUGUAGCAAGAACGAUAAAAGAACAGAAUCUAGAUACGAAUGCAAAGAUUGUAAUGUAGGUUUAUAUAUAAAUGAGUGUUUUAGAAUAUACCAUACCCAAUUGUAUUAUUAA
Megachile rotundata (alfalfa leafcutting bee) is the source of this 1626-nucleotide messenger RNA. Its product is annotated as piggyBac transposable element-derived protein 4-like. NCBI's taxonomy places the organism in Eukaryota, Metazoa, Arthropoda, Insecta, Hymenoptera, Megachilidae. The record is from RefSeq and is a predicted model, not a curated record.